AUGGACCGCGAACACUCCUGGGAAGAGAUUACCAUUCAGAAACGAAAGCGCAGGGACAGCCUGAUCCCGGAAGCCUGGAAGCUGAGGAGUACCUAUCCUCCUGGCUCCAGCGUGCUCAACGUGCCCCGGACGUGUGGCAUUCUGACACACACUGAACUCUCCAUCACAUCGGACUAUGAUGCUGUUGACCUGGUACAGCGGAUGAAGGAAGGCCUACUGUCGUGUGAAGCGGUGACGGUGGCAUUUUGCAAACGGGCAGCGAUUGCGCAGCAGUUGACGAACUGCCUAACCGAGAUAUUCUUCGAUUUGGCGAUCGAACGUGCAAAGCACCUUGAUGCAGAGCGCAAAACCAACCCUAGUGAAUCACUUGGUCCACUUUUCGGCCUCCCAAUUUCCCUCAAGGAUUCCUUAAACCUACCCGGCAUCGACACCACAAUCGGCCUGACCUAUUUCGCUAACAAGCCCGUGACCGAAACCUCCAGCUUGUCGGAGAUUCUACUCGAGUUAGGGGCAAUUUUAUACUGCAAGACUAAUGUGCCGCAGUCGAUGAUGACGGUGGAUUCGGACAACUAUAUUUUGGCCGGACAGUCAACCCGGCUAAUACGAAAUUCACUGCUGGCGGAUCAAGCGGUGGUGAAGGGGCUCUUAUCGCUAUGCGGGGCAGUGUCCUGGGCGAGGAAGCGCAGUCCCGUCCAUCCGGGAUUUCUAGGCCACGCGCCGAGCGUCGGCCCGAUGGCAACAUCAGCUCGCGCGUGCCGAUAUUUCCUGGAAGUGGUCAUGAAGGCUGAGCCCUGGAGGCGCGAUGGCAACUGCUAUCGUCUUCCCUGGCAGCCCGGCACCGAAGACAUUAGCCUACGGCGGUUGCGGAUAGGGGUAGUAGCUCGCGAUGGCAAAUUUUCCGUGACACCACCGAUGCGGCGGGCAUUACAGGAGAGCAGUGAGAAGCUCUCCCAGGCCGGACACACAGUGAUUCCUAUCGAGCUGCCAGAUGUUGCCGGCCUGGAGCGCAGUUUCAUGGGGUCGUUUGCGCUGGAUGGUAACGAAGUAAGUCUUGCAGUCUUCGCUUGCAGAGUUCUAGUAUACCCGUCCUCUAAUCCACUUCCCUUCCAGUAUCUCAAAGAGCUUCUAGCUGCCACACGAGAGCCGCCCGUCCCCUCAGUGAAGGCCAUCGGUAUUUUAGACGGCCAACCCAUGCCCCUGAAGGACAUUCUUGAUAUUAAUGCUUCUCGUGCCUACUACCUGCAGUUGUACAACGACCUCUGGGGAACACAUAAUCUAGACCUGAUCAUGCUCCCACCCGCACCACACACCGCAAUUCCACAUGAUGCAUGGCAAUCCAUCGUUUAUACAGGCAUUUGGAACUUCGUCGAUUGCCCUGCAAUGGUGUUGCCAGUAGGGGCCGUCGAUGAGCGCGAUGUCCUGGAUGAUCGUUCGCAGUUUGGUGAGCUGGACGAGGCGUACUAUUCUCUUUAUACGGGACCCGAGAAGUAUCGUGGCAUGCCAAUCUCCGUUCAAUUGGUUGCCCAGAGAUACAAUGACCAAGGCUUGGCCAUGAUGGCGGAGCAUGUGGACAGAAUUUUGAAUGGCGGCGAAUACUCUUUGUCUUGA
This is a messenger RNA of Penicillium egyptiacum, 1608 nucleotides long. Lineage: Eukaryota; Fungi; Ascomycota; Eurotiomycetes; Eurotiales; Aspergillaceae. The record is from the annotation of a GenBank genome assembly.